AAAUUAUAUUCACUGCAUUUUCCCACAAUCUACAUCAAAUCAAGUGUUCAAAGUUUCAGAAACGACUCAAUAGUAACACACAUGGAUCUCGUCUUCAGAGACAGCAAAGAGGCAGUGGUCAGUGAAGCAGCCGUCCCCAGGCUUCUGCUGAUGGCCUUGGCCAACAACACUGUUAAUCUUAGCGUCAUCCCGGAUUCUGUACAGACGAUGGAGAAGAUCUCAGUUUCCCUCUGCCUCAUUCUCUCCUAUACAUCUGUCUUGGAUACAAAAUCCUCAUCAUACAAAUGGAUUAGCACUAAACUAUACAAAUGGCUUGAAGCGGUAUUCUAUGAACUGGUUAUGACUCAGAGUAUGCAGUCAAACAUGACAUUAUGGAAUGAAGAUGGAUGGGUGGGUGUGCUUGUGGAAUUUCAUUACAACACAAGGUUUCUUAUAAGCAGUGAUGUUCUGACUGCUGCUGUCCUCAAAUCCAGGAGCCCUUUUCUAUAUCUAAAGCACACGCUUUCAGUAAAUGGUGUUGAGGCGCAGGUUGAUUACUUCAACCUGUCUAUGACGAUAACCAGCCUAACUUUCACAGAGGAUCUUUCUGAGCGAGGAUCUGACCUCUUUCUUGUUUACAGCUCUUACAUACGUGUAUCUGUGAGAAAGCUCUAUGAAGACAUUGAAGGAUUUAUCGAUAUCUAUGUUACCAACAUGACCGCUGGGUCAGUAGCAGUAAAGAUGGCUGUGGAUUUUCAGAAGGGAAGAAUUUCUUUGCCCUCAGUUUUACAGGUUCUCAAGUUGGGUUUGUCCCAGCUGGAGAUGGACGGCCUCACGGUGGACCCAGACUCCUUGAACCUUGAGCACCCUACGUUAGCUCCUGCUGAAGAGAUGCCAUUACCAGGGUAUGCCGAUGCCCUUAUUGUCAUUUGUGGCCUGGCUGUCGUUCUUAUUCCUGUAGUGACAUAUGUGGGUUUGAAGACUGCAGUGUGGAGAAGGUUAAAGGGGUCCCCUUUUAACUCUCAAACCUACACUGUGGCUGACACACCGAGUGGAGUCUCGACAAGCUACACUGGCGUAAUUAUAUAAGCUAAAUGAUUUGUUGUGAAGGAGCUGCAUGUGGGUGCACCAGCUAGCGUGAUGUCACAGAAAAUUCCACUUCAGUGGCAGUGGAGACAUACAGC
Paramormyrops kingsleyae is the source of this 1163-nucleotide messenger RNA. Lineage: Eukaryota; Metazoa; Chordata; Actinopteri; Osteoglossiformes; Mormyridae. The record is from RefSeq and is a predicted model, not a curated record.